GAUCCAGAAAUAUCAUCAUAAACCCACCCACAAGAGAAGAAGAAGAAGGUGAACGAACAGCACAGAGGGAAAAGAAGAAGAAGAAGAAGAAGAAGAAGAAAUGGCAACGAUAGCAGGUCUGAGCCUGUCAAACCCCAGGGUUACCUUCAAGGCAUCAGGUUCGCUGCAAAAUGCCCAGGCCAUCAAGUUAUCACCACCACUACUCAGGCGAGGGAUGAUCGGGUCGGGUCGGAUGGUGGUGGCACGACCCGUUCGUGCUGCGCCAGAGAGAAUAUCGGAGAAGGUUGAGGAGAGCAUUAAGAAUGCGAAGGAGACGUGCGCGGAAGACCCGAGUAGCGGCGAAUGCGUGGCGGCGUGGGAUGAGGUGGAAGAGCUGAGCGCGGCGGCUAGUCAUGCAAGGGACAAGAAGAAGGAAUCCGACCCGCUUGAGGAUUACUGCAAGGACAACCCGGAGACCAUUGAGUGCAAAACUCAUGAUAACUGAGUCUGAUCUGAGAGUCCUAUUUUUAACUAAAACUGUUACAUGAUAUGAUUAUGAACCAGAUUUGUAAUGUUUUUUUUAGCAUGAUCCAUGGCAUCUUAAGAAGUGUACCAGCUCUCAUCAUAGAUUCCUAGGAACUUCUGUUUUAAUCAAAGGGAAAUUAUCAA
This is a messenger RNA of Gastrolobium bilobum, 648 nucleotides long. RefSeq names its product calvin cycle protein CP12-2, chloroplastic. The coding region runs from base 101 to 484 and encodes 127 amino acids. The record is from RefSeq and is a predicted model, not a curated record. NCBI's taxonomy places the organism in Eukaryota, Viridiplantae, Streptophyta, Magnoliopsida, Fabales, Fabaceae. Gene Ontology annotation, biological process: negative regulation of reductive pentose-phosphate cycle. The transcript has a single exon. Gene Ontology annotation, cellular component: chloroplast.